Octopus bimaculoides (California two-spot octopus) is the source of this 2076-nucleotide messenger RNA. Its product is annotated as cadherin-87A. Gene Ontology annotation, molecular function: calcium ion binding. The record is from RefSeq and is a predicted model, not a curated record. Gene Ontology annotation, cellular component: plasma membrane; cell-cell junction. Lineage: Eukaryota; Metazoa; Mollusca; Cephalopoda; Octopoda; Octopodidae. Gene Ontology annotation, biological process: homophilic cell-cell adhesion.
AUGGGGUGCCAGAGAAAACUCUCAAUGUACAAAGUGAAGAUAAGAGAGGAUAUGGACAGUGGUUUUUUUGUGGAUGAGAGUGUAGAUAACUAUGACUAUGUAAAUGAUUUUCAAAAACCUGGAUGGAAAGAAAACACAACUACAAUCCUAAUCAAUGUAACUGAUGUUAAUGACAAUGCUCCAGUAUUUAAGUCUGAUAAAUAUUUUGAAACUGUACAAGAAAGCGUAUCUAAAGGAACUAUCUUGACUGUUGCAGCCAAUGAUGAAGAUAUUGGAGAAAACGGUAAAGUUCAGUACUCAAUACAAGGAAUGGAAUCUGUGUUAUUUAAAAUGGAUCCAGGUACAGGUGCUCUGAGUAUUGCUUCAAAUUUAACAAAUAAAAUAGGAUACAAGUGUUUCAAUGUUACUGCAAAAGACCAAGGAAAUCCACCAUUAAAUUCAACUACAUCUAUUUGUAUUAAUGUUACUGACAUUAACAACAACAAUCCAAACUUUGAAAAGCCAAAUGAUACAAUCAGCAUACCAGAGGAUUUUUGUAAAUAUAGAUGCUUACAUAUAAUUCCAUUGGUUUGGCUGGGUUCUUCUGUCACGUACCUCCUGAAAGUAUCUCAGAAGGAGAGAUGUGAAGAUCUUCGAUGUGACAUAAAUAAGGCUUAUGCCAUGUUAGUUGCUGCAAACAUAUCUGCCACCUUUCUUGUAGAAUGGCAAAAGGAUCAUAUCAUUCCUUGUGGGAUUUCUUUGGAUUCUCAGAUGCAGCUGAUAUUCCUGUGCAGCCAUCAUGCCAUGGUAUUAGAACAGCUCUUAAAGAGCUCUGCUGGUAGGCCAUCUUCACCUGCCACUUUGUUAUUCCUCAGUUUUCUGACAUACAAGCAUAGGAAUCAACAAUUUCAUGCUCUUGGGAAGCUACUGCGAAUCUCAAACUAUGCUUUGAACCGACAACUUUAUGCUCACUACAGUCUUUCACCUCUUGAGGGAACUCUUCUGACAAUGAGACUACAAUGGUUUGGUCACACAUUGUGGCACUCUGACAAUGAACUUAUCUGGAGGCCAAUAGUACCAUAUCCACCCCUGGAUUGGCAAACAGAGGAAAGUCUAAUAGAAAGGAAGCUGGAGGACGAAAAUCACCAACGAUAUACAUGGACACCUAAAUAUGACUUGGAUUCAACAUGUCCUGGCACUAAAAUAUAUACAGUCAUCAUAACAGACAAAGAUUUUGGUGUUAAUGCUAAAAUUAAUUAUGAACUGGAAAGUAAAGCUGAUAACAGUUAUUUUAAAAUAGACGAUUCUGGAAAUGUUAAUUUGGAGAAGAAGCUAGAUUAUGAAAAGAAAUCAUUAUACCAAGUUGAAAUAAAAGCUUCUGAUGCUGGUACUCCAUCGCUUCCUUCAAUUCCUGCAAUAUUUUUGUUAUCUGUGAAUGUUACAAACAUUAAUGAUGAGCCCCCUGAAUUUCUCCAGCCUAAUGACACAUUCACAAUUAAAGAAGGACCACCACCAAUAGCUAUUGGCUCAGUGAAGGCUAAAGAUUCUGGAUUUGAUUUAUGUUAUACUAUUGCUAAUGAGGUCAACAUUGUGUUUGCAAAGCCAAUUGACCAAGUUAGGAGUCAAAACCCAGAAUUUAUAAAAUUUCUUCAAUCAGUUGUGGGAGAUGAAUAUGAAAUUGUUCCUGGCAAACUUGAUGUCCUCCAAAAUGAUCAAGGUGAACCUGAUCCUCUCAGGAAAGCAGCACCAGAUGAAACACCUGAAGAUGCAUACCCUGGAACCAAUUUGUAUUCAGAUGGACAGAUUAAUCCAUUAUACAACAAUUUCGAUGAAAAUGACAUGGGUGGUCCCUUACCAGAUAAAGAGAGUUUGAACAAAUUUGAUGGUAUGUAUCAUAAAAAUAUCAAUGCUGCACCAGACAAUUUUAACAACUUUGAUGAUGACCCAACAUAUUCAAUGCCAGAAGACAACUCCAAAUUAGAUCUGGACAGUGUUAUCAAAGAACGUGAUGCAGAAAUGAAUAGGGCAAACAAUAAUUCUAUGACUCCUUAUUAUAAUCCAGAUCCUGAUCUAGAUGUUGAAGCUACUGAAGUAUAA